UUCCUGUUGGUAGAGUUGGUACCUGCUUGUACCAAGUGACCGUCUUAUGUCUUUGUUGUUUUUUUUUUUAUUGUUUAUGGCAGUGUCUGUUAUUUUGUCCACAUUAACUCGGGUUCAAUCGAGUUUUAAAAUAAAUAGAGGUUCUAUUGGUCAAUUUAGAAGAUUGUCAAAGAUGUCUGAAGCAUUGGAUAAAAUCCCUGAUGUUAUCAUCGACCCCAAUGGCGUUUUUAAAUAUAUUUUAGUUUACAUCCAUGAUGAUAAUACCAAGCAAAGCAAACCCAUAGUGCGCGGAUACAAGAAGUGUAAAUUCCACGCUGAUAUCUAUGAGACUAUAGGAGAGGAUGAGCUGAAGAACUACGGGGCUGGACUAGACACCGAAUGCGUCGGGGGAGGCAGAAUCAAUCAUAAUGCGCCGGCAAAAACUAUCAAGGUUUAUGGAUACUCGCAGGGAUUUGGAAAAGCUGACCAUACUAUCGCGGUUGGAUUAUUGAAGAAGAAAUACCCCGAUUACGAAAUCACUUGGUCUGACGAAGGCUAUUAGGAGAUAAAGUUAUUACUUAAAUAAAAUGCUUUGGCAAGUACAUUUAAAUCUGCCAUUCGAAUUUCAAAAUAUUGUGCAACUUAUUUAUAUUGUAUUCAUGUAUCCCGUGUGAAACUUUCAAAUAAAUUAUUUAUGAGUGAAA
Molecule: messenger RNA, 683 nt
Organism: Microplitis mediator
Lineage: Eukaryota; Metazoa; Arthropoda; Insecta; Hymenoptera; Braconidae
Product: 14 kDa phosphohistidine phosphatase-like
Exons: 4
Coding region: 47-541 (164 amino acids)
Biological process (GO): peptidyl-histidine dephosphorylation
Cellular component (GO): cytosol
Molecular function (GO): protein histidine phosphatase activity
Source: RefSeq, a predicted model, not a curated record